Messenger RNA from Oxyura jamaicensis (ruddy duck), 2404 nucleotides. RefSeq names its product bisphosphoglycerate mutase (gene BPGM). The record is from RefSeq and is a predicted model, not a curated record. The coding region runs from base 206 to 985 and encodes 259 amino acids. Lineage: Eukaryota; Metazoa; Chordata; Aves; Anseriformes; Anatidae. Gene Ontology annotation, biological process: glycolytic process. The transcript has 4 exons. Gene Ontology annotation, molecular function: intramolecular phosphotransferase activity.
GCUUAGUGGCGGGAGGACGGUGGAACGGGUUGGCGGUCAGCUACUCGGCAGCUGAGGCGGUACGGGCAGGCCGCUGCCCCCCUGCGGCAAGGCCAAUUGUUCGCAGGGUACCCAGCUUCCUCAGUUGGAAGACUGACAGGGAAAGAGAUGCUUCACUGCUAGAUGCCAGACCUGUCUCAAAGAUCUGUGCCAAGCUACAACCACCAUGGUUAAGUACAAGCUUGUUCUCCUAAGACAUGGGGAAGGAGCCUGGAACAAGGAGAAUCGGUUCUGCAGCUGGGUGGACCAGAAGCUGAGCAGUGAUGGGAUAAAGGAAGCUCAGAACUGUGGCAAACACCUUAAAGCCCUGGGCUUUGAGUUUGACCUUGUCUUCACCUCUGUACUCAGGCGUUCCAUCCAGACUGCCUGGCUGAUCCUGGAAGAGAUGGGCCAGGAGUGGGUCCCCAUUCAGAGCUCAUGGCGACUGAAUGAGCGCCACUAUGGUGCACUGAUUGGUCUCAACAGAGCAGAGAUGGCUCUGAAUCAUGGGGAGGAGCAAGUGAAAAUCUGGAGGAGAAGCUAUGAUGUUACCCCACCUCCCAUAACUGAAUCUCAUCCCUACUAUGAAGAGAUCUACAAUGACCGCCGGUAUAAAUGUGGUGAUGUCUCCCAGGAUAAUCUUCCGAAGGCUGAAAGUCUAAAAGAUGUGCUUGAUAGACUCCUUCCCUAUUGGAACGAAAAGAUAGUGCCAGAACUCAAAAGUGGCAAAAUGGUCCUUAUAUCAGCCCAUGGCAACAGCAGCAGGGCACUGCUCAAGCAUGUGGAAGGCAUCUCUGAUGAGGACAUCAUCAAUGUUACUCUCCCCACUGGUGUGCCCAUACUUCUUGAACUUGAUGAGAAUCUGCGCCCUCUGGGCCCUCACCAGUUUCUUGGUGAUCAGGAAGCUAUCCAGGCUGCCAUCAAAAAAGUGGAAGAUCAAGGGAAAGUAAAAUCUACUGAGAAGUAAAGGCCUACUGAUGAACACAGUUUUCAAAAUGUAUGGUAGUAAGUGAUGACGUCUGUAUGACUGCUAGGUUGCACUAUGUGAAAGUCUCAAUUUCAGGCACUAAAUAAUUGGAAGGGACAAUUGAGUCUCAGGUUGGCAAAUGAACUGUCUGCCUUUCAGAAACUGGAAUUGAAAUCUCACCAUGAGGUUAUGGAUACUGAAAAAAGAAAUCAAGAGAUCAUUUGGGUAAUGGCAACUCCUGGGGCAGUCUGCCCUAGAACUAGCAUUGAGGAAGGCUCAGGACAGAAAAAAGGGAUAUGCUAUUGCCAUCUACCAAUAACUAGAGCUGAUUUGUUAAGGGGAAAAGUGCUGUACAGCACCAGCUUACUGGACUAAUUAAGGCCAGGUUGUUACAGGCACUAAAACUUCUUAAAACUUUUUCACAACAGAAUGGUGUCAAGUAACAGUAACCCAGUAUGAUUCUUUGUCAAUGGCCAUGGCAGUCCUUCAGAACACUUCCAAGUGUACAACUCUUCCCUCUUUCUCUUCCCUCUUUCUUUUGGAGGUCUCCCAAGGCCAGCUCAUGGUCCAGAGGUGAAAUUGGUAAUGGUGUUUGAACUGUUACUGCUACCACAGUUGUCUUACUACACUAUGCUUCAAUUUUUUGAGGAAUCGAGAAGACAUCCCUCUGACCAUCUUUGUAAAGCCUAGCAUGACUGCAUUUUGCUGGUUGCAGUAAUGAGAUUUAACUCAGACUAACUGCAGACUAAGCACAAGUUUUCCUGCUCCAUGUUUAAAUGACAAUUUAGUCUUUAAUGAGCAACCUGAACAGCUUUGAAACAUAAAUAACAUGUACUGGAGAUCUGAUCAGUUUUAGAGUUGUUCAUGUUUACCUCAGUGAAACUUUAUGUAUGAAACCCCUCUCCAAACCUUUCUGAGUUGCAAGGAACAGAUAAAUCUGUCCCAGUGAUACAGCUGUGGCAUUGUUUGUACUGAUUUCUCUGGAGGGCAGGAAGUGAUGGGUAAGAUGUGUAACGUGUGUUACUACUGUGUGCAGCUCAUACACCUAUCAAGCUUAGCAGGGAAGGUUAUGCUGCAGUGCUUGGCAGUAAUUUCUUAGAAAGCUUUCCUUACAGUCAUAGCUGGAUUCCUACAGUGACCUUGCUGCUUUGCUUGGUGCUAGGUGUGAGCAGUUCACUGUUGUUGGGUUUAGUACAGUGUUCAGGCAGGGUAGUUCUGGUUUCACUUGCAAGUGUGAAACUAUUGUUACUUAUAUUUAGGUCUGACUCAAUGUCUCAACAUUUGAGCAUCUGAAUUCUGAUCUCAAUCUCAGUUACCAGCAUGGGUGGCACUUGUAUAUGCAGUAUGAGCUGAAUGCGUUCUCAGCAUGGCUCAGCUACAAAUCCAAGAAGCUGAUGAGAAUUUCUUUGGUAUGAUGGU